Molecule: messenger RNA, 498 nt
Organism: Staurois parvus
Lineage: Eukaryota; Metazoa; Chordata; Amphibia; Anura; Ranidae
Source: the annotation of a GenBank genome assembly
AACUUUUCUCAGGUCUUCAGACACCCCAACUACAACUCCCAGACCAUCGUCAAUGACAUCACUCUGAUCACUCUGAUCAAGCUGGCCACACCCGCCACCUACACUGACCGCAUUUCCCCCGUGUGUCUUGCCGCCACAGUUGAUGUCUUCAAUGGAGGAGAGAGAUGCGUCACCUCCGGAUGGGGAUACACCAGCGCCCUCGUUCAGGUCACCCCAUCUAAGCUCCAGCAGGCAUCUCUUCCUCUCCUGACCACCACCGAUUGCCAGAGAUACUGGGGAACCAACAUCAGGGACACCAUGAUCUGCGCUGGUGCCUCCGGCGUCUCCUCCUGCAUGGGUGACUCUGGUGGACCCCUCGUGUGCCAGAGGAACGGAGCCUGGACCCUGGCCGGUAUCGUGUCCUGGGGCAGCUCUUCCUGUUCUACAUCUACUCCUGCCGUCUACGCCCGCGUCACCGCCCUCAGAUCCUGGGUGGACCAGACUGUUGCUGCCAACUAA